Messenger RNA from Pectinophora gossypiella (pink bollworm), 402 nucleotides. It is a transcript of the gene RpL37-1, whose product is annotated as 60S ribosomal protein L37. Gene Ontology annotation, biological process: translation. The transcript is spliced from 3 exons. NCBI's taxonomy places the organism in Eukaryota, Metazoa, Arthropoda, Insecta, Lepidoptera, Gelechiidae. The record is from RefSeq and is a predicted model, not a curated record. Gene Ontology annotation, molecular function: structural constituent of ribosome; RNA binding. Bases 81 to 359 code for a protein of 92 amino acids. Gene Ontology annotation, cellular component: cytosolic large ribosomal subunit; ribosome.
UGCAACACUAUUUUAUAGAGUUUGCCGCAUGGCAACAUUGACAGACUGUCAGUUUCUUUCUGUUGUCAAAUUCUGGCAAAAUGACGAAGGGAACUUCGAGCUUCGGUAAACGCCGGAAUAAGACACAUACACUAUGCAGACGAUGUGGUAGAUCUUCAUAUCACAUCCAAAAGUCCAAAUGCGCACAGUGUGGAUACCCAGCAGCUAAGCUGCGAUCCUACCACUGGUCAGUGAAGGCUAAGCGCAGGAAGACCACCGGCACCGGCCGCAUGCGUCACCUGAAGAUUGUGAGGAGGCGUUUCCGCAACGGCUUCAAGGAGGGCAAACCCACGCCUAAGAAGGUCGCCCCUGCAUCGUAGACUUAUUGCUUAACCACAAUAAAAACUUAAAAAAACCAUACAA